This is a messenger RNA of Tetrahymena thermophila SB210, 441 nucleotides long. Its product is annotated as kazal-type proteinase inhibitor 1. NCBI's taxonomy places the organism in Eukaryota, Ciliophora, Oligohymenophorea, Hymenostomatida, Tetrahymenidae. The record is from RefSeq and is a predicted model, not a curated record. Gene Ontology annotation, molecular function: protein binding. The transcript has a single exon.
AUGUACAAACUCACUAUUGCUCUCUUUGCCAUCUUAGCUGUUUGCACUGCUGUUAAUACCAAGUGCAGUGACUUAGAAAGAACCAACUAAUUCUGCAGCAUGAUUUACAAGCCUGUUUGUGGUAUCACAGUUUCUAAAGAAAACUCCAACAAAACCAACAAGGUUACUUUCCCUAAUAGAUGUCAUGCUUGCAAGAGCUCAGAAACUCUUUUCUUCGCUGAAGGUGCUUGCAACUCCUAUCCUGAAAAUGCCGUCUUCUGCCACCCCGAUGCUGUCAAUAACAAGAUGUGUACCAAGGAAUACAUCCCCGUUUGUGGUAUCUAUGAAAAGACCGUCAAUUGCAUCAAGGCUCCUUGCGGUGAAACUUAUCCUAACAAAUGCCAUGCAUGCAUUUCUGGAAAAUCAUCUUACUUCGUCCCCGGAAACUGCAACAGUGAAUGA